Messenger RNA from Aspergillus welwitschiae, 1916 nucleotides. RefSeq lists its product as uncharacterized. Gene Ontology annotation, cellular component: mitochondrion. The coding region runs from base 1 to 1737 and encodes 578 amino acids. NCBI's taxonomy places the organism in Eukaryota, Fungi, Ascomycota, Eurotiomycetes, Eurotiales, Aspergillaceae. The record is from RefSeq and is a predicted model, not a curated record. The transcript has 8 exons.
AUGGUUCCCACCGUCACACUACCAUACUAUGCGUCUGACAUACCUUGCCCGCUACCCACAACUUCAGAGAUCGAUGCAGCAGCACCCAACAUAUCCCUAGCAUAUGGAGGACGAAGAAUCGUUGAAAUUGGAGAACAUUCGGUAGUGAAGUUUGGAAAAGGCGUGAACCUUAUCGAAGGAGAGAACAUGGUGUUCUGCUCUGCUCGGUAUAUUCAGCAGAAUGAUCAGCAGUUGUUCCUCAAGAAUUCGAAAGUCUUUCUGCUCUUCGCGACGACCUCGGAUCCUUCACCCUCGCAGCCUUGGACACCCCCAGCCCGUGAGAGCCUUGACGACGACGGAAUGUGCACGACAGUCAACAGUCGCCUCCCAUGGGGAUCUUUUCCGCUACACUUCCGGAAGAUGGCUGUAAGUGCUUUGACAUAUCCGCUCAGCGUUAAUGAACACCUGCGUUUAUCGGAAUGCUUCCUCGAAUUUGAUGUGCUUGCGCUUCAAAACAUCGUUUCCACUGCAUCUGGUCAUUCAGUAUCCGAACUCGUAUCCUUUACCAAAUUAUCAGAAGGUGGUUUCAACCGUGUGUUUGAGGCUACCUUCAGCGAUGGAAAUACAGCGCCAGAGCAUUACACUGUAUAUGCCUGGUGCUCAACGAAAGCCAAUCCAGUUGGAGCUGAGUAUAUUGUUAUGGAGAAGCUGGAUGGUACUCCUCUCGGCAAUAGAUGGUUUUCAUUGGCCCCAAAGGACCAGUAUAAGAUAAUGACACAAAUAGUUGAAUUGGAGACGCGCUUGAUGUCGUUGAAGUUUCCUGCCUCAGGGAGUCUCUACUAUUUGAAGGAUCUUCCAUCCGAAAAGAGGACAAGGCUAGACGAUCCGAACAGCAUGGAGUUCUGCAUAGGGCCAAUAGCCCAUUAUAGUUGGUGGCAUGACGAGAGGGGCAUUAUGGAUAUUGACCGCGGACCCUGGCCAUCAUCAAUCGACCUUUUCCGAGCAGCUGGAGAACGUGAACUGACCUGGGCUAAAGCCUAUGCAAAGCCUCGCUUGCCCUAUGAGCGGCUGUAUAGGGAAAUCUACAGAUUCAAAUGUGUCUCGCCCGAUAGUCACAUCGCAGAUCUUCCGAAUAAUAUUCUCGUGUCUGACAAGAACGACAUAAUUGGACUCAACUAUGGCGAUCCGGAGUCAGAAAUGCUCAAACAACCUCAGCUUAACCUGCCCUCUGAUUACGAUUCCAUGUCACCGUCCGAGCAGACUUCGAUCAAAGAGAUUCAUCGCAGAAGAGUGGUUCAUUUCCUGUACGCCGCAUUGACUAAAAGACUAAAUCAAGAUCAUUAUGAUGCUAUCUUCGACCAGUCUGUUAUACUCCGCCAACGCCUUUUCAAGAGUGCCGGUACACCCUGGGAAGGGGACUCGGUCUCAUUGCGAGCUGAGCUCAUUCGCUCGAUAUCGAACUGGUCAGCCAUCGUCCAGACUACUGAUGUUGCUCCUCCGGUAGAGUAUCCAGAAGAUGUUGUCCGGGAGACCUUUGACUUGGACAUGCAGCAAAAAGAAGCCGAUGUGGCAAUGGAACAGAUGCGACAUGCUUUAGGUGUCGAUGUUUUGGGCUGGGUUCCAAAUAAAGGUUAUGAGGCUGCGAGAAGACUGGCAUGUGACAUGAGGGCUCAAAUGUUUGAGGCGGCAGAGACUCCUGAUGAGGUUAUUGCUAUCCGAGAUCAUUUCCCUUUUGAUGAUUUUGACGAGAGGGGUUAAUGCAGUUCUUGAGGAAUGGGUGAGGUUUUGAUGAUAAAUGCUCGCCAUAGCACCAGUAGGCCCGACGAUUUAUCCUGAGCUGCCUACUUUGAAAGCAUAUAUUGGGCGCAGCUCAGGUGUCUUGAUCCAGAUAGUCACCAUAAUGUAUAGAUCCCAAAUGUAGAAUAAUACGACAGAUG